UUCCUCUCUUGCUUCUUUGUUUUUCACCUACUGAGAAUCAAUCCAAGCAUGGCUAUGGCGCUAGGGUUUUGAUUACCUGUCUCGCUGCCUGGCGCUCUCUCUCUUCUAUCUCUCUCCCUCCGAUCGAAUGCGCAGGGGUAUAUAAUUCGCGCUUGUCCGCUUGCUCUUGGCGCCGUGGAUCGCCGUCGUCUCGUCGACAGGAAUCGAUAAUCUUAGCAUUCUUCUCAAUCCCGUUCUUGGCUUGGCGAUGGAUCCCGGAAUGCUGCAGCGCCAGUAUGUGGAGCUGAUGCAAGCGUCGUUUCAGGAGAAUCUCCUGGACGAUCAGUUCUCGCAACUCCAGCAGCUCCAGGAUCCCACAAAUCCCGACUUCGUGGCCGAAGUGGUGUCCUUGUUCUUCGAGGACUCGGAAAAGCUGCUCAAUGAUUUGUCAAAGACAUUUGAGCACAAUCCGAUGAACUUCAAGCAGAUCGAUGCGUACGUUCAUCAGUUCAAGGGGAGUAGUGCCAGCAUUGGAGCUGCCCGUGUCAAGGCAUUGUGCGUUGCUUUUCGUGCCUACUGCGAAGAGGAAAACCGGGACGGCUGCUGGCAAUGUCUGCAACAAGUAAAGCGCGAAUUUUUCCUUGUCAAGACGAGACUCCAGGCACUGCUCCAACUGGAGGAGAAGAUCAUUGCUGCCGGUGGCACAGUCCCGCUGCUCGAAUGAGAUCAAUCGUGGUAGCAAUAUCGACCCCUUCGUUACUUAAAUGGCACUAUGGAUGGAGUGACCGUCUUAGAGAAGAGCACACACUGCGACUGGGCAUAUAGCUAGAAAACCAAAGAGUUUUGUUCUUCUGGUCACUCGGUUCUCUUGUAGAGUUUUUGUAGAUCCCUGUAUUGUAUGAAUCAUCUUCCUUGUGCUUACGGUUUGUCUUAA
This is a messenger RNA of Selaginella moellendorffii, 913 nucleotides long. RefSeq names its product histidine-containing phosphotransfer protein 1. NCBI's taxonomy places the organism in Eukaryota, Viridiplantae, Streptophyta, Lycopodiopsida, Selaginellales, Selaginellaceae. The coding region runs from base 248 to 703 and encodes 151 amino acids. Gene Ontology annotation, cellular component: cytoplasm; nucleus. The record is from RefSeq and is a predicted model, not a curated record. The transcript has 6 exons. Gene Ontology annotation, biological process: phosphorylation; phosphorelay signal transduction system; cytokinin-activated signaling pathway. Gene Ontology annotation, molecular function: histidine phosphotransfer kinase activity; protein histidine kinase binding.